UCUAAAUGAGAAGUUCAGAAGUAAUUAGGGAAGCGCUGUUUGAGCUCAUCCAGUUAUUUUCAAUUUCUCUCUUCAGUUCGCACCGCAGCACAAAAGAUCGUCACGUAAAAAAAAAAUCGGACAGCUCUGAAAACUCAUUUUCUUUUAAAAAGGAAGGGACGGGGGAAAAAAAAGAAGCCAUCCGUUAUUUGGGCCGAGUUUGCUCUUUACUGAAGUGCAGUGCCAAACUUGACGUGAUCCCGAGAGGGGCUGCCCCUGCCUGCACCGCGUCUCUGCCUCCCAGCCCGGCUCUCCUCCUAGCGCCCAAGGGCCGCCGCCCAGCUCCGGCUCGCCGUCCUGCGUUCAGGUUCACGUUCCAGUUAAUAGCAAACGUUACUGCUCUCCUGAGGCGCGGGCCAGAGCGGGCACGCUUUACGCGGAGGCCCGCGCGGGCACGUUACGCGCAGCUGCCCGGCGGAAGAGGGGCUGCUCCCGGGAGGAAGAGCGAGGAGCGGCUCCCGGGAGGAAGAGCGAGGAGCGGCUCCCGGGCAGGAAGGGCGAGGAGGAGCGGCUGCCCUUUGUGUGCGCGGGCCGGGGCCGCUGUCGCUCCCGGGCGCCAGGCGGCGCUGCGGGCCCCGCGGAGCGCAGGGCAGCGGCCGGAGCCGCGGACACCGCUCGGGCACCGGGAAUCGCCCCGCAGCCCCCGAGGGCAGCGUGCCACUGCAAACGGCCUGCCCAGAUAAAAACAGAUAGGCCGGACCAAAAAAAAAAACAACCCUCAAAAACUAAACCAAAAAUCAUGGUGGUUGGGUUUGGGGUUUUUUGUUGUUGUUGUUUUUGAUUUUUUUUUU
This is a messenger RNA of Passer montanus (Eurasian tree sparrow), 830 nucleotides long. RefSeq lists its product as uncharacterized. The transcript has 2 exons. The record is from RefSeq and is a predicted model, not a curated record. NCBI's taxonomy places the organism in Eukaryota, Metazoa, Chordata, Aves, Passeriformes, Passeridae. The coding region runs from base 6 to 722 and encodes 238 amino acids.